Messenger RNA from Kwoniella shivajii, 3141 nucleotides. RefSeq lists its product as uncharacterized. The coding region runs from base 1 to 3141 and encodes 1046 amino acids. Lineage: Eukaryota; Fungi; Basidiomycota; Tremellomycetes; Tremellales; Cryptococcaceae. Gene Ontology annotation, biological process: triglyceride catabolic process. Gene Ontology annotation, molecular function: sterol ester esterase activity; triacylglycerol lipase activity. The transcript has 9 exons. The record is from RefSeq and is a predicted model, not a curated record. Gene Ontology annotation, cellular component: cytosol.
AUGAUAGAUCAUAUUUUAGGCAGACCGUCACCUGCUUUGAGACGUACGCAGAUAUUUUUGGUGCUGUUCUUUUGGAUUUGGAGAUUAUACAAAGGUGAUGGUGCACCUAGACCCACUCCUUCGAGAUCUGCGAUUGGUCCAUCGCCAAGUUCGAGAAUAGGUAUAUUAGGUGGAGGUACUAAGGGAAGAGCUUGGAUCACUAGAAUAUGGGUGAAGAUAGCUGGGAGGAGGAUGGUGAGAUGGAUGAGCAGACUAAAUGAGAGAUUAAAACAUUUCACGCCGUAUCAAUUGAUACUAGGUACACUGACUCUCGUAUAUGCCUUGCGACAUUUGGAUGACUUACUGGGAAUAGGAGCACCUGAACCUUUGGCUAGACUAUACUCCCGAUCAUACUACCGCGCUACUUACGUCAAUACCGCCUUUGACGCAGGUUUCUCUUCUGCGAUGUCGAUACGACCGAAAUGGUUAAGAGAUAUCUGCAGUAUGCUAUUCACGGGAUACUAUCUCGUCUGGGCCACGGAAGGUGAUGAAGUGUUGAGAAGAUUCAGAGCUGUAUGUUCGGUCGAGAUGCUCAGGACCACUUGGGAGAAAACAAUGAACCCAUACGUCCGAUUACUUACCAUCACCCAUCGGCCACGACUGCCUAUAAUACGUCAUCUUACUAUCAUACGUCCGCCCACAUCUUCUCGUGCCAACUUGCCUUCAGUAAAAGCUAUGUUAUUUUUCAAUGGUACGGAUGCCGAACUAGCAACAGCUACUGAAUUGGUCGUGGAUUAUCCAGGAGGGGGAUUCAUUGCUAUGGGUCCGGAAUGUCAUGAAGAAAGACUGAGAGCUUGGGCGAAAAGGACCGGCAAACCUGUGUUGGGAGUCGAUUAUGGAAAAGCUCCAGAAUACCCCUAUCCCUGGGCGAUCGAGGAGGGAUUCGACGCUUAUCGGACGCUCAUGGAGACUAAAGGCAGAUGUAUCGGCAUUGAAAGUGGCAAAUUGGGUAUAGUGCUUACUGGUGAUUCAGCCGGCGGGAACAUUUGUGCAACCAUCAUGCUACGUAUCCUUGAGCAUCCCACAGGUAUCCCCAAACCAGUGUCGAUGAUUCUCGCCUAUCCAGCCCUAGAUUUCAACUUCACGUCUUGGAUGUCACCUACCAAUUUACGAGUUCUGCGCACAGAGCAAUCUGAAACUCAGAUUCCAGGUAUUGUACACGGCAAAGAUCACAUGCGGCACAAGUCGCCUCUCAGCGUGGUGGAUGAUCUGGAGACCAAGCGACGAAGGAGGGCUGGCAGACAAAGGCAGAAAAGUUGGGCACAGACGGUAUCGGGUGCAUUCCCAAAUAUCAUGAGUCCAGCAGAAGAGAAGAAACCCAAAGGAACAAGAAGUAGCCCUGCAACACCCAUUCAAAAAAUCAAGUCUUUGCCAAGAAGUAUGUCAGCAAAAGUCGUCGGAUGGCUAGGAGGCGAAGAUGGUGAAAAGGAUGACGAAGACACCGAGGAGAACGCGUCUGAGCCAUCAGAUUCAGACGACGAAGAUACCAUCAAACCUCAAUUCCUUGAUACACGUCCUGAGGCAGAAAGAUCACUAGCAGAUCGAGUGAAGACUCCUGCUGAUGAGAGGACUUUCGACUUUACACCAGUCGAUUCACCUAAACUUAUCGAGCCAGAUAUACAGGACGGUAAAGAUGAUGUGGAUCGAUUAGUUGCUAAGAAGAGAAAGAAGAUGCCAAUCGGCACAAGAUUGACUAUGACGAGUCGUGUAGGGUAUUUCCAAGAUAGGAUCAUCUCUCCUAGUAUGAUGAGAGCGAUGGCAAUCUUAUACGUCGGACCAAGACGAAAUCCUGAUUUCGAAACGGAUUACUACAUUUCACCAAUCUUAUCGCCACCUCACUUACUCGCUCAUUUCCCUCCGGUCUAUCUUAUAUGUGGCGAACGUGAUCCUUUUGUAGACGACACCGUUAUCUUCGCAGGCAAGAUAAGGGAAGCGAAGAAGGCGAGACGUACUCAAGCGGAGUACAAUCAACGUGGUAGAUCUGCCAGAUAUGGAGAAUAUUUGCAGAUAUCGACGGGAAAAUCCAAAGGUUCAGUCGACGAAUUGCCUGAUCCCAUCUUACGAGAAUCGGAUGAUGACUGGGUACAAAUGCGGAUCAUCGAAGGAUGGGGACACGGUUUCAUGCAGAUGUCUUCGUUGAUGAGAGAGGUGGAUCCCAUCUUGACAGAAAUGGCAGAUUGGAUAGAUGAGUCUUUUAUCCGAUUUUCUGAAAGACAGAGGGAUAUGGAGGAAGUGGCAGCGUCUCACACUGCGGCACAAAAUUCCCUUCAAGAAGAGGAAAUAGCUUUAAUGGUUCCAGACGAUCAUCUGAUGCCACCCAAUUCAGCCCAUGUCAAACCUGCUCGGAAUUAUAAGAAAUCACCAUCGAGUUCGAAGCCUGGAAAUGCAGAUCUAGGAUCGGUUUAUGGAGGUGAACAAAGUGAUGAUGAUAAUAAACAUGGAUUUGAACCAGGAGAUAACUUGGUUACAUUCACACCUAAAAGUAAAGAUAAACCAAAAAGGAGGUUACCACCACCAUCGAAAUUCCAUCCUGUACCGAGGAGACCAUCAAAAGAAAGACUGGAUCUACAGAGAUCUUCGUCGAUGCCUAAAUUUGAUGUGGAUGAAACUGGUUCUUCCGGCGAAGCAAUGUCAGUCAAAACUCCGCCAUUAACUUUCAAGAAUCUACCUGGUUCAGCUGAAGAGCCCAAAAAAGGCUCAGGGGCAUUUGCUUUCUUUGGUGGAUCAAGAUCGACCUCGAGUCAACCUAGGACGAUACAACCUUUGUCGACUGGAUCGAUUUAUGGUGGUAAUCCACUCAGAUCAACCUCGUUAGAUCGCAAUCCGACUUCAAACCCUAUAUCCUCAUCUGCCCCAACGACGACAGGUCAAGGAACACCCACCUCGAUUCCACUGGAUAAACCGAAAAACUCAUUGGUAGCAGCAGCUGUAGCAGGUGCAAGAGCUGCAAGUCCAGCUUUAGCAGCAGCAGGUCUCGUACCUCAGAAAGUCGGAGAUGUCAGUGAAGCUGAAUUAUUAAGGAGAAGAAGGAUGGAAGCUGUUUACGGAUUUGGUGGAACGGAGAGUCAUAAUGUAUCAGAAGGUGAAGAUGAGGAUGGGUAG